Molecule: messenger RNA, 2640 nt
Organism: Cantharellus anzutake
Lineage: Eukaryota; Fungi; Basidiomycota; Agaricomycetes; Cantharellales; Hydnaceae
Exons: 1
Coding region: 1-2640 (879 amino acids)
Source: RefSeq, a predicted model, not a curated record
AUGCUAAUUGACACCGGCAGCGAGCUCAACAUCAUGACAAGCGAGCAAGCUUAUGCUCUAGAACUUCCAGUCGACCCUACUGGCGCCAUGUGGACUCUUCGCGGUGUAUCUGGACACCAAGUCGCCUUAGAAGGUCUAUGUAGAGACGUACCCGUUACCAUCGGGGGAAUUGAAGUUACCCAUAACUUCUUUCUUACGCGAGAUACCCUUCAUGGAAAGGAUAUGAUUCUAGGUCAACCGUGGCUCUUCGGCCACUCUACUAAGAUCGAGUAUAUGCACGAUGUAGGAAUGGUAAUUCAAGUCUGGAACGAGGGAAACCGAGAUAGCGGAGCAUCCGUCCGCAUCAAACUUCCGAUUAUGAAUGCCCCGCGAAAUGUUUAUCCUGUUCAAGCUCGUCGUUACGCGAGAGCUGCCGCCACCACAUACGACAUUAGUACUGUGAGAUCUGGGUCAGAUCCCCAGACAUCAGAGCCGCCACAAUUCCCGAGCUGCAUUCCUUCGACAUUCACCAUGCCGCAGACAGAACUUAAAGAGCUAAGGCCUGACGGCCUCGAUCAUGUACUAGCGAACCGUAACAUGGAAGAUCUAGAAGUCCUUAAAGCGCUUAAGAAUGCUUGGAUACCUUCCAAGGCACCCCAUAGUCUGGGAUUCACGGAUUAUACUGAACAGAUGGAAUGCUUUCCAUUCCCCAUGCACGAUUCUAGUCUCAUAUACACCUCAAAUUGCCCUGAGCCGGCAACCCGAGUGACAUCUUUGACAGCACUGCCGGAGCAAAAGCUUAAAGAGCCAAGGCCUGACGGCCUUGACUAUGUUCUAGAAGGACGGGAAGCAGCCCAUGCUGAGGAUUCAAGAGCUGCUACAGGUCCCUUGGCAUUGUCUGGGUUGGAUUCCACGGGAAUUGUCGAGCACGUCGAUAUCGCUAAGGGAAUGGCUGCAGCACAAGAAUUCCCGUGCAUGCAUCAUGAGCCCGUUGUUGCAGAGUCGUCGCCUGUGAUCGCUCAGAACUCAGAGACUGGAUGUACCGUUGUCAAGCCUGGAUCAACGGGGGCAGCAAUGAUAGCUCGCAUUGCACCGAAGUCCUUCACUGGACUUGAAAUUUGUUUUCUUGCUAACUUCUUGACUGCACAAGAGAAGCCCGUUGUCCACGCCAAAGUCACUGAAGUCACACACCCGCCAGAAAGCCGCGAACGCUCCAGCGGGAGCCAUGAGGAUUACUUAUGCCGAUCCCAAGAGCUUAGCUCCAACAGUUAUGACAAUCGUGUCGGGAAUUCAGAUCUGGAGUUCCCUCCAAGCCAGCUGCGAUGGUUAGGACCGCAUAUGGUAGACAAGAGACUUCGCAGCGGCGCCCUUGUGUUGCAAGAGUUAGAUGGUGAAGAGUCAAUAAUCCGAGAACCCGUUAAGCUUUCCGAAGGUUAUGAGGAACCAGACAACGAGGCAAAUUAUGCGUCCUACGCCACUAAGCCUAGACACCUGACUCCGCCCAAGCCCUGGGAACUCAAGGGUGAGAAGUUAGCUGAGUAUUGGCGAGAGAAAUACGAGCGAAUGCGUGCCAGAACCGAGAAUCCAGACCUGAGGUUCCAUCCAAGCCAACGUGGAUAUGAACUCGAGAGGUUCAUCGAUGAGGACACACGAUUUCGGGAUUUCCGCCAUGCCACUCAGCUCAAGGAAGAUGUUGACCUGAAGACUCUCCCCCCUGGUCCCCCUGACCUGUUUUAUUGGCUAUCCUGGGGCGGGAAGGACUCUUAUAUUCUUCAAAACUCUUAUUCCACGCGAAGUGAUCCUGAGCAUAAGUUAGAAGUCAAGUUAUUAUUGGGCGGGCCGACUAUUGAGGUUAUACACUCGGACAAAAGCCCCAUGCUCGUUGCCGCUCCCACCACUGAGACCAGCGGCCCAACUAAUGGCAAAACCCCCUUGAAAAUAACGCAAUGCGAGAUCAACCAUCACCCCCUGCCUCCCUUCGAGUGCUCCAUGGGCUAUGGAAACCCUAAUGCGCCACACACACGUCGCCGUAGGAGUCGAGGACGCUAUCGACACCGCCCACCAGAACCCAGCCACGAAAGACUUCAAGAAGGCAGACGCGCCUCCCGACGAUCCCCCAUCUGGCAGCAAGAGACAGAUAGUGAGCGUGCUAUAUGUGAGCUCCAAGCCAAGUUAGACCAGUCCAUGGCGCUAGUAGACAACAAGACAGCACCUAGAAGAACGGCAUUGCCAUUCCUAGGUUCAACUCCCGUGGCGCCACCUGUCCAGAAGGUUGCACCACCCGCUGAUAGUCUCACUAGACCAAGUGAGAUGCCCGUAGCCAUAGUACCAGCGCCAAAGAUUUCACUUGCAAGGGAUUUCACGGAGAAGACCAAUGAGUGGACCCAUCGGGUUAGGGACAUAGACAAAGACUCCGUCAAGAAGUUUGUUGGCACUACGCCUGAAUUCCAACCACCCGCUGUGAUCCCCAGAGACCCCAAGGACGCACCCGCUGACGUCGAGCCAGUACUUAAGUCUCCCAGCCCCAUGGAUGAACACCCUAAGGCGGAGCAAGAUGUUAAAGGGCAAGCACGGGCCCAUAAUGAAGAGGAUUCUGCCUCAAGGAAGACCUCAGUGUCACGUAGGAGUUCUAGUCAGGAAUCCGCUGCCCCCUCCUCAUGA